Solea senegalensis (Senegalese sole) is the source of this 5018-nucleotide messenger RNA. RefSeq names its product probable phospholipid-transporting ATPase IIA. Gene Ontology annotation, molecular function: ATPase-coupled intramembrane lipid carrier activity; ATP binding; magnesium ion binding. Gene Ontology annotation, biological process: phospholipid translocation; endocytosis; retrograde vesicle-mediated transport, Golgi to endoplasmic reticulum. The transcript has 29 exons. The record is from RefSeq and is a predicted model, not a curated record. Gene Ontology annotation, cellular component: plasma membrane; trans-Golgi network; endosome. The coding region runs from base 328 to 3468 and encodes 1046 amino acids. Lineage: Eukaryota; Metazoa; Chordata; Actinopteri; Pleuronectiformes; Soleidae.
UUGCAGCUUCAUGUAGAGUCCUGGCAUUUAGAAAGAACAUUCUUCUUCGUGUGGGAUUUCACGCUCCUGUCAUCUUGUUUCAAAGGGUGUAAAUGACUAAGGUCAGUGACUCAUGUAGGAAACGUUGACUUGGUGCAGCACUAGCUCAGCUCUGGUGCAGCUCUGGUGCAGCUGUGGUGGUGUCUCUGUGCUAACUGACGAGCGAGCCGUCCUGAGGGAGAGUGAGUGACAGCUGGGGAAGCCUCCGCCCAGAGAGCCGCCGCCGCCGCCACUGCGCGUCUAUCCGGCUGCUACAUCUCCCUCUCCUCGCUGCUGAAGGCUGCAGGAAUGCCCGACAACAUCCCUCUACAACCCGUGAGACGACCGAAAAGACACGACAGUAAAAACAGACAUGGGUGCUGCCCGUGGUCAAGAUGCUGUGGCAUGGGGGACUUGCGUCCCCGUACCGUGUGGCUUGGCCACCCAGAAAAGAGGGAUCAGAGGUACCCCAGGAAUGUCAUUAACAACCAGAAGUACAACUUUUUCACCUUCCUGCCUGCGGUGCUGUACAAUGAGUACAAGUACUUCUUCAACUUGUACUUUUUGCUUUUGGCCUGCUCUCAGUUUAUUGAAGAGCUACGUUUGGGUGCCCUCUACACCUACUGGGUCCCAUUGGGCAUUGUUUUGAUUGUCACCAUCAUGAGAGAGGCAGUCGAAGAAAUAAGAUGCUAUCUUCGAGACAAAGAGGUGAACUCUCAGAUUUACAGCAAGCUGUCGACAAGAGGCACAGUCAAGGUCAAAAGCAGCGGUAUUCAAGUCGGGGAUCUUAUAAUUGUGGAAAAGAACCAGCGUGUUCCUGCUGACAUGAUCUUUUUAAGGACCUCUGAAAGAAAUGGCUCCUGUUUCCUGCGGACUGACCAACUGGACGGAGAGACGGACUGGAAACUACGCCUCCCAGUGGCCUGCACGCAGAGACUGCCGACUGCUGCCGACCUCCUCCAAAUCAGAUCAUAUGUGUAUGCAGAAGAGCCAAACAUUGACAUCCAUAACUUCAUUGGAACUUUUACCAGGGAGGAUGCAGACCCCCCUGUCAAUGAGAGUCUCAGCAUUGAGAACACCCUGUGGGCCAGCACUGUUGUCGCCUCUGGCACAGUGGUGGGGGUUGUGAUUUACACAGGAAAGGAGCUGCGCAGUGUCAUGAACACCUCCAACCCAAGGCACAAGGUGGGUUUGAUUGACCUGGAAGUGAACUGUUUGACUAAGAUUCUAUUUGGGGCCCUGGUGGUGGUGUCACUGGUCAUGGUGGCUCUCCAGCACUUCGCCGGCCGCUGGUACCUCCAGAUCUUUCGCUUCCUGCUGCUCUUCUCUCACAUCGUGCCCAUCAGUUUGAGAGUCAAUCUGGACAUGGGAAAGAUGGUUUUCAGCUGGAUGAUCAAGAAAGACUCCAAGAUCCCUGGGACGGUAGUGAGGGCAAGCACCAUACCUGAACAGCUUGGACGCAUCUCCUACCUGCUGACCGACAAAACAGGGACUCUUACCCAAAAUGAAAUGGUGUUCCGGCGGCUCCAUCUUGGAACUGUGGCAUAUGGAAUGGACUCAAUGGAUGAAGUACAGAGCCAUGUGUUCAGCGCCUACACACAGCCCACCCAUGACCUUCCAGCCUCCAGGGCUCCGGCAGCAACUAAGGUCCGCAAGACCAUCAGCAGUAGAGUUCAUGAGGCUGUAAAGGCCAUCGCCCUGGUGCACAAUGUAACACCAGUGUAUGAGUCCAAUGGGGUGACGGACCAGGCUGAGGCUGAGCAGCAUUAUGAAGACACAUGCAGAGUCUACCAGGCAUCCAGCCCAGAUGAGGUGUCACUGGUGCAAUGGACGGAGAGUGUUGGGCUGACACUGGUGGGAAGAGACCAGUCCUCCAUGCAGCUGCGGACCCCUACUGGCCAAAUCCUGAACUUCACCAUACUUCAGAUUUUCCCCUUCACCUACGAGAGCAAGAGGAUGGGCAUCAUUGUUCGAGAUGAAUCAAAUGGAGAGAUCACUUUCUAUAUGAAAGGAGCUGAUGUGGUGAUGGCAGGCAUCGUCCAGUAUAAUGACUGGCUGGAGGAGGAGUGUGGAAACAUGGCGAGGGAAGGUCUGAGGGUCCUCGUAGUGUCCAAGAAAUCCCUGACUGAGGAGCAGUAUCAAGAUUUUGAGGCACGGUAUGUCCAGGCCAAGCUUAGUGUCCAUGACCGCUCUCUGAAGGUGGCCACUGUCAUUGAAAGUCUGGAGAUGGAAAUGGAGCUGCUGUGUCUGACAGGGGUGGAGGACCAACUUCAGACUGAUGUCAGGCCCACCCUGGAGAUCCUGCGCAACGCAGGCAUUAAGGUUUGGAUGCUGACAGGAGACAAGCUUGAAACAGCCACGUGCACUGCAAAGAACGCUCAUCUGAUCACCCGCAACCAGGACAUCCAUAUCUUCAGACCCGUGACAACGCGAGGGGAAGCUCACCUGGAGCUCAACGCCUUCAGGAGAAAACACGACUGCGCCCUGGUGAUAUCAGGAGACUCGCUUGAGGUUUGUCUGAAAUACUACGAGUAUGAGUUUAUGGAGCUCGCGUGUCAGUGUCCUGCUGUGGUUUGCUGCCGCUGUACCCCCACUCAGAAGGCUCAGAUAGUGCGGCUUCUACAGGAGCGCACAGGCAAACUCACCUGUGCUGUAGGGGAUGGAGGAAACGAUGUCAGCAUGAUCCAGGAAGCCGACUGUGGCGUGGGAGUGGAGGGAAAAGAGGGAAAGCAGGCCUCUCUGGCCGCUGACUUCUCCGUGACUCAGUUCAAAAAUCUAGGCCGUCUCCUCAUGGUCCACGGUCGGAACAGCUACAAAAGGUCCGCAGCUCUCAGCCAGUUUGUCAUCCACCGGAGCUUGUGCAUCAGCACCAUGCAGGCCGUCUUCUCCUCUGUUUUCUACUUUGCUUCAGUCCCACUCUACCAGGGAUUUCUGAUUAUUGGCUACUCCACGAUCUACACCAUGUUCCCCGUCUUCUCCCUGGUCUUGGACAAGGAUGUUAAGUCAGAGGUUGCUAUGCUAUACCCAGAGUUAUACAAAGAUCUCCUAAAGGGUCGACCACUGUCCUUCAAAACCUUUCUAAUAUGGGUGCUAAUAAGUAUCUAUCAAGGGAGCAUCAUCAUGUACGGGGCACUGCUGCUCUUUGAGUCAGAGUUCGUCCAUGUCGUGGCCAUUUCCUUCACCUCUCUAAUCCUGACCGAGCUGCUGAUGGUGGCCCUGACCAUCCAAACGUGGCACUGGCUCAUGAUAGUUGGCGAGCUCCUGAGCUUGGCCUGUUACAUCGCCUCCCUCGUCUUCCUGCACGAGUUCAUCGACGUGUACUUCAUCACAACCGUGUCGUUCCUGUGGAAGGUGACCGUCAUCACGCUGGUGAGCUGUCUGCCUCUGUACAUCCUCAAGUACCUGCGGAGACGUUUCUCCCCGCCCAGCUACUCCAAACUGACCACAUAAAGAGUGGGAGGAGCCUCGGGCCUCGUUUAAAGGGGGGAACGCGGGAGGUCACCCCCCCCUGUCUUCAUCUUGAGAAUCAAGCAUAGGUUCCUUCCCUCUAAUUUGUUCGUCAGGGACGGGUUGUUUACUGAGGGAGACGGGCAGUGUUACUCGCUGCAUGUGUCUGAUGCAAAGACUAACUAACGGCUGCGAAUUAUGAGUUUGCAAGGUUUUGUCUUAUUUACAGUCGGUGCUUCUGUCUGUACUAUAACAAUGUGGCCAUUGCCUCUAUGUAAUAGAUCAAGAUGCCAAUAAGGAAAAUGAUGUCUGUCAAGUUCAUUUUGUAAUGUCUAAAAACCACUUCAGGGAGAAGCAACCUGAAAAGUCAAAUGCCAUUUGAGGCUGGAAUUUAAUUUUCUCUCAUUUCCAGUUGUUUUUAUUAGUGGGCUCUAAAACUGAUGUAGCAUUCUCACUCAACCUGAUUCACACUCUCCUCAAACAGUCAUUUCCAAAGUUUACCGGCUAGACUUUGCAUAAAACACACGUCUACGUGUGUGUGUGUGUGUGUGUGUUUGUUUAUGCGUCACCCUGAUGCUGCAGCCCGACAUGGCGGAGGUGGCGUGGCUGUUUAUUUUCGAGUGACCUGUGGUGUCUGAUGUUAAAUCUGUCUUUGUGUCGUCGUACGGGGCCCCGACUUGUUUCGUGUUUUUGGAGAGCGGUCUGACGCAGCCACAAAGGAGUGCUAGUUAUUUUCAGCCCAAACCUUCUGGCUGUGUGGAUGCGUGUCCGCAGAGGAAUGCGCAGUGCCUCAUGUGGCCGCUCAGGCCGGCCGGCACAACCACGCUUUCAGCAUUGCAUGAUGACUCACUUUAACAGUGACCUAAAGCCAUAAAUGAAAAUCCCUCUGUGACCAGUGUCCAGCUGUCCCCGCUUUCAUGCCAUCUAAUCUAAUCUAAUCCAAGGCCUCCUCACUCUUCACUGCGAACUAACCCUCACAUUUCAGCUGUGAAACAAAGGGAACCAAUGACAACUGUGUGAAUAUUGUUAAUAAGUAUUACUUAAACUGCAAAUUGUACAUUUCUUGUGGAUAUUCAUUUCAAUCUUCUGGUGGUGCGAUGAUCGAGCCACUGUGAAUAUUUAAGAACUAACAUCAUCACAUGACCCCAUUUAUUUCAAAGUUGAUUUAGAAGAGGAAAGAGAAAAAAAAACAUCUUGUCAUGAUGCAGAACAUUCAAAACAGAAGGUGCCAUAACUCAUCGGUUAAACUAAACCUUUAAUCUUCACUGAACUCAGCAGGUUUGCACAGGAUUUUUUUUUUAAUGACUGAAUGUUUUUUUGUUGUAAAAAAAAAAAAAAAUACAAAAACAAUUUGGUUGCUUGUAAAUAACAGUGAUACAUUUUUAAUUUAUUCAGCUAUUUAAUUAAUUUAAUAGUGCCGGUUGCACUCGGUCAAAAAGUAUCAAUGUUGUAAUGAUGAUGACCAUUAAUAAACCCUUUCUUGUCUCCUUUAUUUCUUAUUUCACAUUACUUAUCGACUGUCAUUUUAAACCAGAUUAAAGGUUUCAACGUCC